AUGGGACUGGAGGCGGCAACUGUUGAAGGGGUAGAAGCACUGGAAUUUCAGCAUCUAACAUCGAUGCUAGCGGGCACAUCGGCUGGGGUCGGUCGAGACAGAUGGCAGUGGAAAUUGGAUCCGUCCCUUCUUUUCUCCGUUGCUAGCGUAAAACAGACUCUUCAAUGCCAUAAUAGGCCAGAUCCAAACUACGUCGUGGAAUGGAAUAAUUGGAUACCAAAGAAGGUGGGUGUAGUCGUUUGGAGAGCGGAAAAGGAAAGGCUUCCAACUAGGGCUGCGUUAGCUAAGCGAGGCAUUACGAUCCAGUCAUUGGAAUGUAUCAUUUGCAGCGAAUAUCCAGAAACAAGUGAUCACCUGUUAGUUUCGUGUGAAUACGCCCAAAUCGUCUGGCAGAUCAUGUUUCAAUGGUGCAAGUCCAAUCCUAUUAUAGCCUUCAGCCUAAAGGAUAUACUCGAAUCCUUUAAACAGCUUAGUGGAUCAAGGAAAAAAAGAAAAGCCUUUCAUGCAAUUUGUCAAGUUACCAUUUGGAGCCUCUGGAAUAUGAGGAAUGAAUUCAUGGUUGCAGGGAAAACAACACCAAUAAACAACCUGGUUGAGGAGAUCAAGAGUAAAAGCUUCCUUUGGUAA
Messenger RNA from Helianthus annuus (common sunflower), 627 nucleotides. RefSeq lists its product as uncharacterized. The record is from RefSeq and is a predicted model, not a curated record. The transcript has a single exon. NCBI's taxonomy places the organism in Eukaryota, Viridiplantae, Streptophyta, Magnoliopsida, Asterales, Asteraceae. The coding region runs from base 1 to 627 and encodes 208 amino acids.